Messenger RNA from Rhinocladiella mackenziei CBS 650.93, 2268 nucleotides. RefSeq lists its product as uncharacterized. The record is from RefSeq and is a predicted model, not a curated record. Gene Ontology annotation, biological process: mRNA cis splicing, via spliceosome; peptidyl-threonine phosphorylation; peptidyl-serine phosphorylation. Gene Ontology annotation, molecular function: ATP binding; protein serine/threonine kinase activity. NCBI's taxonomy places the organism in Eukaryota, Fungi, Ascomycota, Eurotiomycetes, Chaetothyriales, Herpotrichiellaceae. Bases 1 to 2268 code for a protein of 755 amino acids. The transcript is spliced from 2 exons.
AUGGCUUCGAGAUCACCGAGCCAUUCGGAGGGUGAAAUCCUCAGCUCAGACUCGGAAGCGAAGGCAAAGAGCAUACCAUCUUCCUACAAUAACAGCAAGGUUGACCGUCAUACCAGACCAUAUCCUGUGUCGCAUAGCGCUACUCCUAGAUCACAUCGAUCACGUUCGAGAUCUCCUUAUCGAGCCCCUAGGGGUGAGAAGCGUCCACGAGAUUACGAUCAUUCAAGAGGCAGAUCUGUCAACGACUCGCGCACUUUUGCCGUGAGAUACGAGGACGAUAGAUACGGUCAUCGACGCUACGGAUCUUACGAAGAACGAGGGCCGAAAAAAUCACGUACAUACUCUCGAAGCCGCAGCAGAAGUCGAUCUCCAUACAGACACUCACGCCACCAAGAUGAUGGCAGGGAGAAAUUCAGAAAUACUGCCGAUCAGACUGGCAAGAACGACCAUGAUAUGACAUCUUCGAGUCGUCAGCCAGAUAAGGAUGUUGUCCCUACAAACACAAAAGCAUUGCCGGCGAAAGACGUGCGAUCGAAUCACUCAUCCAAUGCGCAACCAGGCGCGAAAACUGCAGCACAAGUUCCCAGCAAAGAUACAGCUGACGCUCCCAAUGUCGUGCAAACAGAAAGUAUCACUGACGAGAAUGAGGACCCCCCCAAACCCGUCGACGAGGCCGCUUUGAUUGAAGAACGUCGAAAACGUCGAGAAGCCAUCAAGAACAAAUACCGUGGUCAAGCUCCUCCACUCCUUGUUCAAGCUCUUCAUCUAGGUGCGGAAUCGAAUCCUGCGAGCCCGGCUCCAGAUGGUGUCUCGUCAGCUCCACGUCGGUCCGAAUCGCCCUCUUCCUCCUCGCCUCGAACGCCGAAAGAGUUGUCUGAGCCACAAUCUCCUGCAGAUGCCCAUUAUGAUGCGGCGGCCGACCUGACUAACCCCGCGAGAGGCGGCUCUCCAGCAGAAGACGGCCCCUCAGCGGCCGACUACGAUCCGACCGUAGAUAUGGAGGAGGAACGAUCACGACACGAUAGACGUAUGUUCAAAGAAGAUGACAAGUCCUUGGAGCAGGCAGAUCAUUAUGUGAUUAAACAGGCAAGCGAGUCAGCUGCACCUGUCGCUCCAAAGACGGCCGAAUACGACAUGUUUGCGGACGAAGACGAUGAUGACAUGUUUGCGGAAGUGCCAUUGAAACCAACCACAGAAACCAAGACGGCGCAAGCGCUGGAUGUCAACUUGAUGGACAAUUGGGAUGAUCCCGAAGGCUAUUACAUUACAAUUCUUGGUGAGCUCAUUGAGGAUCGCUACCAUGUUACCCAAAAUCUCGGCAGGGGAAUGUUCUCGUCUGUUGUUCGAGCUUCUGAUAGACGAACUGGCAAACCAGUAGCUAUCAAGAUCGUUCGGAACAAUGAAACUAUGCGGAAGGCCGGUAUCAAGGAAAUUGACAUCCUCAAGGACAUCGCGGCAAAUGACCCUGAAGACAAGAAGCAUGUCAUUCGCCUUCAACGUUCAUUUGAUCACAAAGGUCACUUAUGCAUGGUGUUUGAAAAUCUUUCCAUGAACCUUCGAGAAGUGCUGAAAAAGUUCGGCAGAGAUGUGGGUAUCAAUAUCAAGGCCAUCCGAGCCUAUUCACAACAACUGUUCUUGGGAUUGAGCUUGUUGAAGAGGUGUCAGUACAUACACGCCGAUCUCAAACCAGACAAUAUUCUGGUCAAUGAAGCCCGGAGUACGCUGAAGAUCUGUGAUUUGGGGUCCGCGUCACCCAUCACGGAGAAUGCCACAGCUCCAUACCUUGUUUCCCGCUUCUAUCGGGCACCGGAAGUGAUUCUCGGUAUUCCUUAUGACUAUGGAAUUGAUAUGUGGUCGAUUGGAUGUACGCUCUUCGAACUCUACACCGGAAAGAUUUUAUUCACCGGGCGCAACAAUAAUGGAAUGCUCCGUGCCAUUAUGGAGUGUCGAGGAAAAUUUCCGCACAAGCUGCUGCGGCGGGGGACUCUGACAUAUGAGUAUUUCGAUGACUUGCUCAAUUUCCGAGCCCAGGAAUUUGAUAAGGUUACAGGCCGCACAGUGGUGAAGAUGAUGGAUAUCAAGGCCAAACCAAUUCGGGACUUGAGGUCCAGGCUAAUUCCCAGGGACAAGCGGAUCAGUGAACCGGAGAGACGAGAGCUGGAUUUAUUUGUUGAUCUACUGGACAAGUGCUUAGACUUACGACCGGACAAGAGGAUUACGCCCAGCGAUGCAUUGAAGCAUCCUUUCAUCUCCAGAACCAAAACCUAA